Rubroshorea leprosula is the source of this 2267-nucleotide messenger RNA. The record is from the annotation of a GenBank genome assembly. Lineage: Eukaryota; Viridiplantae; Streptophyta; Magnoliopsida; Malvales; Dipterocarpaceae.
CGCAAAUACUUGAGGAAGCGGAUUUAAAACUUGACUCAAUCUCCCAUCUUCUCCUCGUCUCUUCUCCUCUCUUUCUUCUUUGAGCUUUUUCUCUCUCUCUCAGAAGACCUUCAUUGCCGCGUUAUCGAGUGCGGCGGCAUAACUUUCUCCAUCCCAAAACAGAAGGAAAAAAAAAAUAAAAUACAAUCCCUUUAGACCAUGAAGAUAUAUUGUAUCAUAGUACUACACCUAACUUUGUUCCUUAUUUCUUCAUACCUCCACCUUUGUUCCGGCCAAGACUAUGACGAUAACACCCCGGCGGCUCCACCGCCAGGGCAGGACAACUGCAACGGGAUAUUCUUAAGCUACGCCUUUACAUCUCGGACUAAAGAAUACCCCCACUUCAAAAACAUGAGUGCGCAAGCAUGGGCGUUCAGCUCCAUUGCCACCAUUGUCAAUUUAGGUACAGAAGAGUUAAAGGGAUGGAAGAUGUACGUGGGUUUCCAACACAGGGAGGUUCUAGUGUCGGCGACAAAUGCGGUGCUCGUUGACGGGUAUGAUUUUCCAGCACCGGUUGGGAAUGGAACCACCUUGACGGGGUACCCCACGACGGAUUUGAAGACGUCCAUUGAUACGGCUGGGGAUUGGAACCAGAUUUCCGUGCAGGUGCAGUUGACCGGAACCAUGUUCGGGAUGAAGGAGAAGGAUAUUCCGAUGCCGAAGACGAUUAGUCUUGUAAAUGAUGGUUAUAUCUGCCCUAAACCAACCAAAUAUCAGACAUACAUGUCUGUAUGUUGCAAAAGGAACCCCAAAUUCAAACCAAAACCAAUUCGUGGUAAGUACUUGCGGCGUCAGUAUGGCGAUCUGAAUCUUGUCUACGACGUCCUCACCUCCUAUGAAGGCAGUUACCUUGCACAAGUCACCAUGGACAACCAUAACCCCCUAGGGCGCCUUGACCACUGGAACCUCACUUGGGAAUGGAUGAGAGGAGAAUUCAUCUACUCUAUGCGAGGAGCUUACACCCUCAAGACUGUUUACACCGGUUGCAUCUAUGGUAAUGCUGCAAAGUUUCUUAAAGGCUUUGAUUUCUCUCAGGUGAUGAACUGUGAGAAAAAACCGGUGAUCACCGACCUGCCGGCGACUAGAGCGAACGACAGUGAUGUGGGUAAGCUACCGUACUGCUGCAGAAACGGAACUCUGUUACCGGCAUUGAUGGAUGAGAGCCAAUCCAAGAGUAUUUUCCAGUUGAGAGUGUACAAGCUUCCGCCGGACACAGCCCAGACGGUUCUGUACCCGCCCCAGAGAUGGAACAUUACGGGGGUUCUGAAUCCGCACUAUGCCUGUGGCGCUCCGAUGAGGGUUGAUCCGACUGAGUUUCCGGACACGAGUGGACUUCAGGCGACAAAGAGUGCCAUCGCCAGCUGGCAGGUUGUUUGCAAUAUUACCCGGCCGACGAAGGAGCAGAGACCAAGAUGCUGCGUCUCCUUCUCUGCGUACUACAACGCAUCCGUUCUCCCGUGCAACACCUGCGCCUGCGGCUGCAACAACAUUGACACUGACAAAUGCAACCCGGACGGUAAAGCCCUGCUACUUCCGGCGGAGGCUGCUUUAGUCCCCUUCGAAAACAGAACCGCCAAAGCCAAAGCCUGGGCCAGUCUCAAGCACCACCCUCUCCCCAAACGCCUCCCCUGCCCUGACAACUGCGGCGUCAGCAUAAAUUGGCACGUUGAUACCGACUACCGAACCGGGUGGACGGCCCGGAUCACUCUUUUUAAUUGGGGAGAUAACCCAUUUGAAAAUUGGUUCACCGCCGUAACGUUGGACAAGGCCUUUCCCGGCUUCGAAAAUGUAUACUCCUUCAACGGAACGAAAUUGCAAAGCGUCAAGAACACUCUGUUUUUCCAGGGGCUUAAGGGUCUGAACUACUUGGUCGGAAUGACAAACGAGACUAAGCAAUCUGACACCAGAAUUCCCGGAAAGCAGCAGUCAGUCAUCUCCUUUUCUAAGAAACAAACGCACGGGAUAAAAAUUAACCACGGAGACGGGUUUCCGACCAAAGUGUUCUUCAAUGGAGAAGAGUGUGCCCUUCCUACUGAAAUCCCUCGGAGUUCAGGGGACCGCUCCGGCAAGAAUUUGUUAACAGUCAUCUUGGUGAUGCUGCUGACAUUCUUGAUGAUGAUGGACCGCUUCCAUUAACGGCUGCUGGAGGACUUAAUUAAUUUCCUCAUAGAAAUUUUGGGUUGUACAGAGAAUUAGCUUUGAUUAAGUAUUAAAAAAAAAUCCCCUGU